Molecule: messenger RNA, 1392 nt
Organism: Hymenoscyphus albidus
Lineage: Eukaryota; Fungi; Ascomycota; Leotiomycetes; Helotiales; Helotiaceae
Source: the annotation of a GenBank genome assembly
AUGAGUAGCCCACCUGGAGGCCAAAAGGAUGAGUCGGUGGCGAUUGCACCAAUAAUGACCAACAUUCCCAGUGAGAUUCUCACAGCACAAUCUACGCCGCCAGUGAUGCCGCCCCGUCCUUCGAUUGCAUCGACUGCAUCGACACCAGCUGCUGCAACUCCUUCCGAUUCGACGAUUCCUCCGAUGUCCGCUGAGAUAAAAGGUAUCAUAGCUGUGAGCGUGGUCGCCGGUGUUGCGGUCCUAACCUUGAUAACCAUAUUGAUCAUCAUGUUCGUUCACCGACGGAACAAGAGAAAGAAGAAGGAAAUGAUUGAUGAAAAGCAUAACACCAUGGAAUCAGGGAGGAGGGGGUCUGGAAUCAAUCAAAAUUUUAAAGGCGUCCCCUUUGGUCAGAUGGAUGCUCCAGGUCACAGCAGAGGAAUGUCCUCGCCAGCACCGAGCUCAGCAUAUCUUCUUGGAGCUCCAUCACCUGAUCCGAGUGCAGUUUUCUCCCCCAGCAUAUUAAGACACCAACAACCUACACCUACACCUGAGCCCGAAUACAGAGUUGCACCACCUAGUCCAUCAACCUACUCCGCACAACCGCAAGCGAGCAUCCGAGUGGUUCCCAGUGACCCUUCUCUUUUAUUCAACUAUGAAAAUAGCCAACAGUCCAGUCAUACUGGUGGCCAGCGACCCAGUCAUAGCAGACAAGUGAGCGAACUAACUUCUUAUGCCACACUUGGCCGCCUUGAUACUGGAGCUGGAACUUUCCCACUCCCACCCCUAGGAAACUUAAGCCAAUUAGAAAUCGUUUCACCACAGACAGCCAUUGAGCUAGAAACCCCAAUAGACCAACAAACAUCCAAUUUCUUCGGCCGAGCCUCAGGAACGACUAGAGAUACAAUGGGCUUCCCCGUCGAUAUCAAAGUCCCGAGUGUGAAGUCAGAGGUAUAUCCAGAUAUGCCAGAGCUAUCUGACAGAAGACCGUCCGCCGCACCUGAACCUCUUUUCCACGGUCACGGAUCGGGAGACUAUGGAAGCAUGGCAUCACCUCAACCUACACGCCCAGGAUACAGCAAGGAUACACUUGAACGUGCUGUUCGGGAACGUAUGGCUGGAACACCAUCUCCGGCUCCUAGCACGUUACUUCUUGCGAAUCAGAACUUCUCACGCAACUUGACGCAUGGGUCUCGAAUGAGCGGUGGUGUCACAAAACUUCUGGAUGAAGAGCUGAAGGUUGACCGAGAAAGUCCAGUAUUGGGAGUCAAGAAUCCAGUUGUUAUCAAGGCUGUGCAUCCAAAAUUGGAGGAUCUGAGACGCCAGCAGAGCCAGCGGACUGUUGAUAGCAUGGAGUCUGUUAUCAGCGAUACAGAACUGGAACGGUUGGGCGUAGGAGUUGGAAGGGUUUAA